This is a messenger RNA of Saccoglossus kowalevskii, 1278 nucleotides long. RefSeq names its product epidermal retinol dehydrogenase 2-like. Gene Ontology annotation, molecular function: oxidoreductase activity, acting on the CH-OH group of donors, NAD or NADP as acceptor. The record is from RefSeq and is a predicted model, not a curated record. Gene Ontology annotation, cellular component: lipid droplet. Lineage: Eukaryota; Metazoa; Hemichordata; Enteropneusta; Harrimaniidae.
AUGGGAUUAUUUCAGCAACUAUACGGUUGGCUUGGUGCCUGUAUCAUCAUAUUCUGGUCAAUAAUCAAGUUCUUUCUUCCAGCUCAGAAAAAGUCACUUGCUGGUGAGAUCGUGCUGGUGACAGGCGCUGGCAGUGGCAUCGGACGGCUGAUGUCAAUAAACUUUGCCAAGCUGGGAUCAACAUUGGUCAUAUGGGACAUCAACAAAGAUGGAGCCGACGAAACAGUAAAACAGAUCACUGAUUUAGGUGGGCAAGCCCACAGCUAUCGAUGCGACGUGACUAAGAAAGACGAAGUCUACCGUCUCGCCAAACAAGUCAAGAAAGACGUUGGUGAUGUCACGAUACUCGUUAAUAACGCCGGGGUCGUGGCGGGAAGGAGGUUUCUCGAUUGUCCAGAUGAGUUAAUUGAAAGAACUAUGAACGUGAAUGCGAUGUCUAUAUUUUGGACCUUGAAAGCCUUCUUACCAUCAAUGGUGGCAAAUAACCAUGGUCAUUUGGUUACUGUAGCAAGCAUGGCAGGUACUUUUGGUUCGCCAUUUUUGGUUGAGUAUUGUGCGAGUAAGUUUGCUGCAGUUGGCGUGCAUGAAGCACUGACUGCCGAGUUGUCGGACCUUGAAAUUAAUGGUGUACAGACAACGUUGGUGCAGCCAUUCUAUAUUGCGACUGGGAUGUUUGAUGGUGUCAAGACUGGGGAUAUUCCCAUUCUGGAGCCAGACUAUGUGGCUGACAAAGUGGUCCAUGCUGUGCAGGUGAACCAGAAGCAACUUUGCAUGCCGAAGAUCAUGUAUUAUUAUGCCUAUUUUAAGGGGUGGAUGCCAGUCAGUGCAUUAAUGUUCAUGAUAAAAUCUACUGGUGGCUAUCGUGCAAUGGAAAACUUCACUGGAAGAGAAAAGAAGGCAACAUGAAGAAUUCGGCCUCUGAAGACAGUGACACGAAUAAUACUAACAAUAUAAUCAAAACCAUGUACAUUUGUUUCUUAUUAACAUUAUAAAUCAUAAUCGUAUAAUCACCCGUUUAUUUUUCUGAUUUAUAAACUCGCAUGUUUGGGUUGACAUGUAAAUGUAAGUAGCUCUUUCGGGCAAAGAUGUCAGCUUUAUUGCCUGCUUUGCCUUUGACAGGCUUGAAAUAGUGCAGUAUGAAUAACUAAACUAGCAUUGUAUAAAGCAUUACGUUCAUUAUCUGAAACCACCUUACCAAUACUCGUUCAUGCAUAGUUGCUGAGGUUAAGAAUGGAAAAAAAUAGUUUUGAGUUUUUUACUGGCAUACUUUACAUAGUA